Molecule: messenger RNA, 798 nt
Organism: Emericellopsis cladophorae
Lineage: Eukaryota; Fungi; Ascomycota; Sordariomycetes; Hypocreales; Bionectriaceae
Exons: 5
Coding region: 1-798 (265 amino acids)
Biological process (GO): mycotoxin biosynthetic process
Source: RefSeq, a predicted model, not a curated record
AUGAAUCACUACGAGGAUCCCUCAAGAAGCGCGAGCCUCAGCGACGAUGAAGAGUCUCAACGCCUCAUAGAGAAGCACGAUCAACCGGUGAAGCUUCACAGCCGCGGGUCUUCAAUCGUGACCUGCAAAAGAGUCUACAUGGUCCUACUUCAUGGCAUAGUUUUGAUCUUGGUCGUGACGCUCUGCAUGGGCAUCGAUUCUAAGGGGCCAAACCCACGACCGACAAAAGGCGCAUCAUGGUCACCAGUCCGAGAGCACAUUGAGCAUGAACUCAAUGCUGGACACGCAACGGAUCACCACAAAUACAGCCAAUACUCAGGUUGGCCGUCACCAAAGCAAGACGAGGCGUGGGAUGACUUGAUGAGACCUGUCUACUUCAAUGCUACCCGGGACGAGUUAGAAAAGGCCGGCGAGUCAUUCGAGAACAUUGCUGAGCUCGAAGGCGGAGGCUACCCAGCAAGUCUGGGAGUGUACCACGAACUUCACUGCCUGCGUCAACUCCGCUUCUGGUUGUGGAAAGAUCGAUACUACGGUGAUCUCACAGAGGCGCAAGACGACUACUUCCAUGGUCACCUGGAUCAUUGCAUCGAGACAUUGCGUUUGACUAUCAUGUGCAACGGCAACCCGGCCGUGUACUCUUUCUACUGGGACGACCCAGCGGCUGACCACCCUGCCACGCAGUCCAACUCGGAGAAUGUGUGCGCCAAGUGGGAGUCAAUCGAAAACUGGGGUUACGAGAGGAGGAUUUCGACGGACCCUGACAUUGUCCGACCUUCCAUGGACGAGAUGAUGCAGUAG